Macrosiphum euphorbiae (potato aphid) is the source of this 417-nucleotide messenger RNA. The record is from the annotation of a GenBank genome assembly. Lineage: Eukaryota; Metazoa; Arthropoda; Insecta; Hemiptera; Aphididae.
AUGAGUGACACUGAUGCGCCAUCCACAUCUAAUGCUGGUUCUCCUCAUACACCAGUUAAAAAGAAUCCAUGCGGGAAAUUCAUUGGAAGUGGACAAAAACAAAUGAUAGUGAACUUAUACAAACGCAAAAUUGCCGAGCAACCAUCUAUUACGGUUAAUGAAGUGGUGAAAUUGCUAUCCAGGGAUACGGGUAUUGGCCAGAAUACGAUACAAAGGACAAUUGCCGGCUACAAGAAUGCAAAACCAUUACAAUCGCCGAACAAAAAGAAGAUCAGGCUGACAUUCAAAGAAAAAGUCGACGAUUUCGAACGGAAUGCUAUUGUUCUAUAUUACCUUUUUUUUCUACCCAAAUCCGUAUUGUAUUCGAAUGCGACGUUGCCAUGUAACGAAUGCGAUUCCGCACGUUUAUUCUUGUAA